Messenger RNA from Wyeomyia smithii (pitcher-plant mosquito), 3204 nucleotides. It is a transcript of the gene MetRS, whose product is annotated as methionine--tRNA ligase, cytoplasmic. NCBI's taxonomy places the organism in Eukaryota, Metazoa, Arthropoda, Insecta, Diptera, Culicidae. The record is from RefSeq and is a predicted model, not a curated record. Gene Ontology annotation, cellular component: cytosol; aminoacyl-tRNA synthetase multienzyme complex. The transcript is spliced from 3 exons. Gene Ontology annotation, molecular function: ATP binding; methionine-tRNA ligase activity. Bases 190 to 3099 code for a protein of 969 amino acids. Gene Ontology annotation, biological process: methionyl-tRNA aminoacylation.
GAUGAUGAUAGUACACAGUUACUACACAGUUCACGAUUCAGCCACGCAUAGAUAUAUUGCACGUUUUUUCUUUUCCCCGGUGGAGCAACUUGCGGCUGUUUAGAACGCAAGAACUGGAAGAAUUUCAUCAGUUCUCGCAGAACUUUGAGCCGGUCGUGCACUUUAUUACCCUAGCUCUGUCCUCCCGACAUGAUAAUCUACACGAACCAAGGAAACCCGUUUGGGUUGAAGCUGCUAAUUUGUGCGAAGUUUGCUGGCGUGGAUGUACAGCUGAAAACGGUAACUCUAAACGAUGGCGAGCUGAAGGAGAUGAAACAUCUGCCGAUUCUGCAGCUACCGAGUGGGGUUCAGCUAUUUUCGACGGAUGUUGCAGCGAAGUAUCUGCUGCAGGGUGAAACCCCCGUUAUUCAGCGUGACGAAUGGCUGGAGUGGUCCACUACCCGGUUAGCACCGGCGCUGACCCACAAUAUGGCCAUCGGUAGUCGACAGGAUCCGAACACGAAACCGAUACUGAAUUCGUUGGUUAAGUUUCUUGACGACUGCUUGAGUAAGAAUACGUUCCUAACGGGGGAGAAGAUUACGUCGGCGGAUAUCUCCGUGUGGAGUUUACUGGCACCUGAUGGAACACUGAAGGGAGCCCAGAAUAUCGAUAAUUUGUUGCGGUGGUAUCGAGCGAUUCAUGUUAUGCCGCAGGUGAAGCAAGCCCUCGAAUUGCUUCCUUUGAAGGAGCUAAGCUUCGCGUCACUCCAACAAGCUAAUCAAUUUGGUGGACUGCAUCAUAUCGUACUUGAUCCGGAGAUCAUCGACUUCGAAGGCCAGGUAUUGGUUGAUACCUCGGACAAUAUCGCCGCCACGGUUCAGAAGGAGGAAAUUCAGCUGGCAAAGGAUUCGUUCGUUGUUGUUGCCGAACAGCCAGCUGAGGAAGAGAAGAUUGUCCUUCCGAAGGCGGGUCAGAAGAAUAAUCUAAUCACAUCGGCGCUGCCGUAUGUGAAUAAUGUCCCUCACCUGGGAAACAUCAUCGGGUGCGUCCUGUCGGCGGAUAUUUUCGCACGCUACUCUCGACUCUGUGGGUACAACACUCUAUUCAUCUGCGGAACGGACGAGUACGGAACAGCAACGGAGACGAAGGCUUUGGCGGAGAACUUAACGCCCAAGCAAAUUUGCGAUAAGUAUUUCGAGGUGCACAAUUCGAUUUAUCGUUGGUUCGGUAUUGGGUUCGAUUACUUUGGAAGAACGACCACGGAGGAGCAAACACGGAUCGUACAGGAGAUGUUUGUAGAUUUGUAUAAUGGAGGGUUCAUUGAAACGCGGGCCGUAGAUCAGCUGCUUUGUCAGAAAUGCGAACGCUAUCUGGCUGAUCGGUUUGUCGAGGGAACCUGUCCCCAUCCGGGAUGUGGCUAUGAGGAUGCCCGUGGCGAUCAGUGUGAUGCUUGCGGGAAACUGGUUAACGCAAUUGAAUUGAUUCGUCCACGGUGCAAGAUGUGUAACAGUUCUCCAGUCAUUUGUCAGUCCAAUCAGUUCUUCCUGGAUUUGCCGAAAAUUGAGCCCGCGCUGCGGGAAUGGGUUGAUCGAGCGGAGAACGGAUGGACACAUAACGCUCGCGUAAUCACCCGUGCUUGGCUGAAGGAAGGUCUCAAGUCUCGCUGUAUUACCCGUGACCUCAAGUGGGGUAUUCCCGUUCCGCUUGAGGGAUACGAAGACAAAGUGUUUUAUGUGUGGUUUGAUGCCCCGAUCGGUUACAUCUCAAUUACCAGCCGAUACAGCAAGGAAUGGCGUCAAUGGUGGCAGCCGGACGAGGACAAAAAGGUUGAUCUGUAUCAGUUCAUGGCCAAGGAUAAUGUUCCCUUCCACUCGGUUAUGUUCCCGGCUUCUUUGAUCGGUAUCAACAAAGGUUACACACUUGUUUCGCACAUUAUGGCAACGGAAUAUCUUAAUUAUGAGGAUGGAAAAUUCAGCAAGAGUCGUGGCAUCGGCGUGUUCGGCAAUGACGCCCAAGCCACAGGCAUUCCGGCUGAUGUGUGGCGUUUCUAUCUUGGUGCAGCUCGACCUGAGGGUCAGGAUUCAAGCUUCAGCUGGAACGAUUUAGCUGCUCGAAACAACAAUGAACUGCUGAAGAAUCUCGGUAACUUUGUUAACCGUGCGUUGGUUUUCUGUGAGAAAUUCUUCGACUCGACUGUUCCGCCCAUGGUGCUGAACGAUGAUGAUUACACUUUAUUAGCGCUUGUUAAUCGCGAACUUAAGGGAUAUGUCAACCAGAUGGAACGAGCCCGGCUGCGGGAUGGAAUCCGGCAUUUGCUUGCAAUCUCCCGCUACGGUAAUCAAUACAUGCAGUCGGAAGAACCAUGGGUACUAGUGAAGGGAACCGAUGACCAGAAGGCACGUGCCGGAACCGUUGUCGGAUUGUGUGCCAACUUCGCCUGUCUGCUGGCAACGCUAAUCUUCCCAUUCAUGCCAACAAUUGCGCGUAAUCUGUACACCCAACUCAACGUUCGCGGCGGCCGCAUCGAUCCGGAGAAACCUCAAAUGCGCAUCCUGCUUCCAAGUGGACACAAAAUCGGUAAGCCGGUCGUUCUCUUUAACAAAAUUGAGCAAGCUACGAUUGAUGAGCUGAAGAAAAAGUACGGAGGCAUUCAGCAGCAACAAGUGCCAGCAUCACCGGCCUCCCCGAAAAUUGCCUCGCCGAGUAGCAAAUUGUUUACCUCGUUGAAAGAAGCGCAACACGCCGUUGACGAACAGGCCGCCAAGGUUCGCAAGAUCAAAUCCACCAGCACGGACAAAGGUGUCUGGCAGCCGGAGGUUAACAUUCUGCUCGAGCUGAAGAAGCAACUGCUGUCCUACACGCAACCACGCACGUCUCAGAGUUUGUCCACUCCCACGGAGGAGACACCGCCGGCUGUACCGGCACAGGAUGUCCAAGCUCUCGAGGCUGAAAUUGCCAAACAAGCGGAAAAGGUCAGAACGCUGAAAGCUAGCGGGGAUAAAUCCGUCUGGCAGCCGGAGGUGGCCGUUCUGUUAUCGCUGAAGGAAAAACUAGCUAAGUUGACCGGUACCGUUCCUGCCGCACCCGCCGGAUCCGGGAAGAAGAAAAAUAAAAAAUAAGCACAGCUCAAGUCAUACUACGGCUAUUAUCGAAUCACAUACUAUACAAUGUUCAUUGAACGGUCUUUCUCGCUUGUUCAGAAAUUAAAAUCACUGCAUAAUUAA